AUGUCCUUUGCUGCAUCGCUAUAUCGUCAAUUUGAUUUACCCUUGGAAAACGUAGCCGAUAAUAUACAAAAGCAAGAAGUACAAGAGCAGCCUUCAACAUCACAACAGCGAACAGAUCGAGAGCAACAUUCACCAACACCAAAACCUGACGAAUUUGCAACACAGCUGCUGCCACACAUCCCCUUCCCACCUCCAGUGAAAUCAUUCCAUACCAGCUGUAGCGGUCAUACACUUUUCCCACAACCAAUUCCACACUCCACCAAGUCAGCACGUCCCAGUGCAGCCAACCAGCAUUCCAGCAAGCGCGAACCGCCACAAGCAAAACAGGCCGGCCCUAAUACGCUCAGCUACAAUCUCGUGCAACAGAUUAUCCAAACCGUAGGUGAACUUGAAAAUACGCUACUUGACGAUCAACAAAACGAUUUCAAUCUGCGUAUGGCCUACGAGCGUCAAUCGGAGAAGCUGAAGAGUCUGUGUCAAUCGUUGGAUAAUGAAAAGGAGCGCAAUGUGCGGCUGAUGGAAUUGAUACGUGGCGUUGAUCUCUCAACUACGACCGACGAUGAGACACUGGACGAGAAUGCGCUUUCACGUUGUGCUGCAACAGAACGUUGGUCGCGCUCAUCGAAAGUCUAUGAAUCGAUAAGUCCGUUGUUGAUGCAGCAGAGAUAUGAUGAGCUCUGUACUUCAUAUAAACAGUGCCGGCGACAACUUGUGAAAAAGGAAAAACUUCUCAAAGUAAGUCGCUGUGAAACCGAAACAGCAAAAGCUCGCUACGACAAUCUGCUCGACGAAUAUUGCAUUGCCCAGAAACGAUUUGAGGAGCUGUGUUUCAUGUAUUUGCAAUUGCAGGCGAGAAAGAAUUUGGAGAUGCAACGCCUACGCAACGCGCUAAACACUGCCAGCGAUUGUAUUGUGAAUGCGCAGCAACUAAUCGACUGUUUGGACGAGGAGACGAUAACUUUGUAUAUGAAUCAAAAUAUCAACGACUUAUGUGACGGGAGUGACAAUAGCAACAAAACUAACGAGACCGAUUGUAUUACAGCAUUUAAGCAAAAUUUGGAGUUAUUUGUGAAAUCUUUGCGUCUCUGCCAGUGGAUACAACAAAACACGCGUAGAAUUGCCUUACAUAAGAAAAAUGCGCAACAGUGAAUUCCUUAUGAAAGUUCAUGGCUUAUUGGCAAUUAGAUGCAUCGUUACAUUUUUUUUUUUUGUGCGCUUUUAAUGUGUGUGUAUAAAUGCAUAAAUAUUCAUACAGGAAGUAACUGCGAAUAAGAUUUUGUGGAGCGAGAAAAAAACAAAUUAGUUUACAUGUAUGUGUCCACAUAUACAUAAACAAUACAAUGCAAUAUUUUUAUUGUACGCUUGAUUAUGUGAACGAAGAGUUUUUGAUGUAACAAAU
Molecule: messenger RNA, 1399 nt
Organism: Anastrepha ludens (Mexican fruit fly)
Lineage: Eukaryota; Metazoa; Arthropoda; Insecta; Diptera; Tephritidae
Exons: 3
Coding region: 1-1149 (382 amino acids)
Source: RefSeq, a predicted model, not a curated record